GCGGCGCGGGCGGGGCGCACUGCCCGCUGAGCACCCGGCGCGUCGCUGUCUCCAGGCCUCCUAGCCAUGGACGACGAGGACUCGAGCCGCAAAGUCUCCCUCCGAAGGUUCCUGGAGCAGCUCUCCGGGGCUGGCAAGGCCAUCGGAGUGCUGACCAGCGGCGGGGAUGCCCAGGGUAUGAAUGCUGCUGUCCGCGCUGUUGUGCGCAUGGGAAUAUACGUAGGAGCCAAAGUGUACUUCAUCUAUGAGGGUUACCAAGGCAUGGUAGAUGGCGGCAGGAACAUUGUGGAGGCCAACUGGGAAAGCGUCUCGAGCAUUCUGCAAGUGGGAGGGACCAUUAUUGGCAGUGCCCGCUGUAAAGAAUUCCGGACUCGAGAAGGUCGCUUGAAGGCUGCUCAUAACCUGAUUCAGCAGGGCAUCACCAACCUGUGUGUCAUUGGCGGGGACGGAAGUCUCACGGGGGCCAACAUCUUCCGGAAGGAGUGGAACGGGCUGCUGGAGGAGUUGGCCAAAGAUGGCAAGAUCAGCAAAGAGGAGGUAGAGAAGUAUGGCUAUCUCAAUGUCGUGGGCAUGGUGGGCUCCAUCGACAAUGACUUCUGUGGGACCGACAUGACCAUCGGCACUGACUCCGCCUUGCACAGGAUCAUUGAGGUCGUGGAUGCCAUCAUGACCACCGCCCAGAGCCACCAAAGGACCUUUGUUCUAGAGGUCAUGGGCAGACACUGCGGGUACCUUGCCCUGGUGAGCGCCUUGGCUUGUGGGGCAGACUGGGUGUUCCUUCCAGAGUCGCCCCCAGAAGAAGGCUGGCAGGAGCACAUGUGCAUCAAGCUCUCAGAGAACCGUGCCCGAAAAAAAAGACUGAAUAUUAUCAUUGUAGCUGAAGGAGCAAUUGAUACCCAAAAUAGACCCAUUACCUCUGAGCAGAUCAAGGAGCUUGUGGUCAAACAGCUGGGGUAUGACACGCGAGUGACCAUACUUGGACAUGUGCAAAGAGGCGGGACACCUUCAGCCUUUGACAGGAUUUUGGCCAGCCGCAUGGGCGUGGAGGCCGUGGUCGCCCUUCUCCAGGCCACCCCAGAGACCCCGGCCUGUGUGGUGUCGCUGAGCGGGAACCAGGCCGUGCGCCUGCCCCUGGUGGAGUGCGUGCAGAUGACCCAGGAUGUACAGAAGGCGAUGGAUGAGAGGAGAUUUAAGGAUGCUGUGCAGCUCCGAGGAAGGAGCUUUGAAAACAACCUGAACACCUACAAGCGACUUGCCAUCAAAUUGCCAGACUCUCAGAUCCCAAAGAGUAACUGUAACGUUGCUGUCAUAAAUGUGGGUGCACCUGCCGCUGGGAUGAACGCAGCCGUGCGCUCAGCAGUGCGCAUGGGCAUUGCGGAUGGACACAAGAUGUUCGCCAUCUACGAUGGCUUUGAGGGCUUCGCCAAAGGCCAGAUCAAAGAGAUCGGCUGGGCAGAUGUCGGAGGCUGGACUGGCCAAGGAGGCUCCAUCCUUGGGACAAAACGUACACUGCCUAAAAAGUAUCUGGAGGAAAUUGCAGCACAGAUCCGCACCCACAACAUCAACGCACUGUUGAUCAUCGGAGGAUUUGAGGCCUACCUGGGAUUGCUAGAGCUCUCAGCUGCCCGGGAGCAUCACAUGGAGCUCUGUGUGCCCAUGGUCAUGGUCCCUGCCACUGUCUCCAACAACGUGCCGGGCUCUGAUUUCAGCAUCGGUGCAGACACGGCCCUGAAUACCAUCACCGACGGUUAUGAGGGUAUGAUCAUGUUGGGUGAUGCCCGCAGCAGCCACCAGGAAUUCUGCUUGCCUAUGUGUGUCCUGCCUGCCACCAUGAGCAACAACAUCCCAGGCACAGAGAUAAGUCUGGGCUCUGAUACCAGCAUGAAUGCGAUUGUAGAGACCUGCGACCGCAUCAAACAGUCGGCCAGUGGGACCAAGCGCCGUGUGUUCAUCAUCGAGACCAUGGGGGGCUACUGUGGCUACCUGGCCAACAUGGGGGGCCUCGCCGCAGGAGCCGAUGCAGCCUACAUUUUUGAAGAGCCCUUUGAUAUCAGAGAUCUACAGUCCAACGUGGAGCACCUGACACAGAAGAUGAAGACCACUAUCCAGCGAGGGUUGGUGCUCAGAAAUGAAAGCUGCAGUGAAAACUACACCACUGACUUCAUUUACCAACUCUACUCGGAAGAAGGCAAGGGCGUGUUCGACUGCAGAAAGAACGUGCUGGGCCACAUGCAGCAGGGCGGAGCGCCUUCUCCAUUUGAUAGGAACUUUGGAACCAAAAUUUCUGCUAGAGCCAUGCAGUGGAUCACUGAGAAACUGAAGACAUCUCAGGGAAAAGGAAAAUUUGUAACAGAUGAUUCUAUCUGUGUGCUGGGAAUCAACAAAAGAAAAGUUCUUUUCCAACCUGUGGUAGAGCUAAAGAAAGAGACAGAUUUUGACCACAGAAUCCCCAAAGAGCAGUGGUGGCUGAAACUGCGGCCGCUCAUGAAAAUAUUGGCCAAGUACAAGGCCAGCUACGAAGUGUCUGACUCCGGUGAGCUGCUAGACGUGCACAGUGGCCACGAAGAGCAUGCUGCCAUCUAGACGCAUGGGGCCCGCCUGUCCACCAGUGAUGCUUCCCAUUUCCCGUCUAUCACCCAUUUUUGUAACAGUUAAGUUAUUUAUCAGGACUUUAUGUGAGUACUGUUGACAUUAAUACUAAUCACAGCAUACCCGCCACCUGUACCCUUCGCCCGUGGAUCCUUAAGAGACCCAAGAGUUUUCUGCUGGACCUUCCACCCCACGUCCUGCUUUAAAUGUACACACCCAGUGGAAUUAAACACUUGGCAAAACUCAGUACUCUCUUCAGUU
Molecule: messenger RNA, 2850 nt
Organism: Talpa occidentalis (Iberian mole)
Lineage: Eukaryota; Metazoa; Chordata; Mammalia; Eulipotyphla; Talpidae
Gene: PFKP
Product: phosphofructokinase, platelet
Exons: 23
Coding region: 67-2583 (838 amino acids)
Biological process (GO): canonical glycolysis; fructose 1,6-bisphosphate metabolic process; fructose 6-phosphate metabolic process
Cellular component (GO): membrane; 6-phosphofructokinase complex; cytoplasm
Molecular function (GO): ATP binding; fructose-6-phosphate binding; AMP binding
Source: RefSeq, a predicted model, not a curated record